UGUAUAUACGUCACGGCGUCUUGUAUUCUUGAUUUUUAAAAUUAAGUUUAAAACACAAUUUAUGUUAUUUUUCGAAGUGAAUUAGUAUGGUUUAAAGGUGAAACUUUAACCAUACUAGGUGAAACCAGACCAUAGAUAGGAAUAGUUGUUAUUUGAUUUUGGACAGUGGUGACAGUUGGUUGAUUUUAACCUCUCUUCUUGCAGACAAGUUAAAAGAUUUAGAUAUAAAUCUGGUAAACGUUGAAGGUAGCCUAUUGACCCGCUUCAUUUUUAGAAUAAUCAUUGAAUUAUAUUCAGAUUGUAUCUCACACGGAUUAUUUUUGCCCCAGAUACUUUAGGCUACACAUUAUUGUUCUGACAAGUGAACUGCCAGUAGGCCUAAGUAGCCAACAACUACUAGGGGCCUAGGCUAGGUUUUAACACAGCUUUUAAAACUCGGUUCUCCUCCCCGUAAAACAUUCAAAGUUUAAUCCAAAGAUAAUGAAUGCCACAAACUUAUAUGUUUCAACUUGCAGAUUAGUAAUGCAAGCAAAUGCUGAUGACCCUACUUCUUGGGCUGAUUUAUAUAGGUUAAUUCCUUAUCUGAGACAGUCCCUGUCUUGUACAGUUUGUGGAAAUCUGUUGAUUGAACCAUACACUCCUACUGAAACCAACUGUCAACAUCAUGUGUGUAAGUCUUGUAAAGGAGGGAAGAAAAAACUGAAACCGUCUUGUAGUUGGUGUAAAGACUAUGACAAAUACGUUGAAAAUGUUCAACUUAGGAUAUUGCUUCAAUGUUACAAAAAACUGUGUGAAUACAUCAUAAGUUCAGCCAUGUAUAAAAAAAUAUCCACUGUAAAUAAUUUAACUGGAAACAAUGUUAGUACUAAUCUGUUGGAUGGUUCAAACCCAACACUUAUAAAUCUCAUUCAAGAGGGUGCGGGAUUUGCUGAUGAAUUCAGAACCUCUAAGUCAUCCAAUUUUUCUCUAUCUUGUGUUCAUACCAACUCCACAUCAACACAGACAAACUCUGCUUCAACUUCUACACAAACUAUCUCUGCUUCUGUAGCAGCAAGUCCUGAAAGUGCACCGAUACCUUUGACUUACAAUGGAGAAGAAGAAACUACUAAAUCAAUUCAUAAUGGGUCAGCUGUCGUGUAUUCUGUGCUUCAUGCUGGAAGUGGUAAUAAGUUAACUAUAAAAAGAAAAGCGUCCGAGUUGGUAAAUGACAAUCAGGAAAGAAAUUCUCCAUCUCCUGUAAAAGUUUUAUCACCAACACCAAAACAUUCUAUGAGCCAAGUUACUGAGCCCACAACAAACAGUGGAAUAACACCAGUCAAAAAACCAACAAGAGGGAAAACUGGUUCGUCAUCAGCAGUGAAGACAGGAUGUCGGUGUGGAAAUGCGACGGCAAUACCUGGAAAAUUGACUUGUUGCGGACAAAGAUGUGCGUGUUACACAGAGAACAAAGCUUGCGUCGGCUGUAAAUGUCGAGGCUGUAGAAACCCACGUAAUAGGACUGAAGGGCAAAACCCGUGUAACUAUCAGAUGCUGACUGAAGAUCCUCUAGUCCCUCCACAAAGCGUCUCGCUCACUCCCAGCGAUCUCGUCUCCACGGCUGGAGGAACCGUUCAGGUUGUGGGGGUGUAUACGACUCAGCUCCACAGCUUGACAUCAACUCCGCUACUAUUGGAUGCCAACACUGCUGUGACAACCAUUGGAGCAGACGUUGGAGCAGAAUCUAGUGAACAAAUCCUCCCAUAGACAUUCAGUACCCUAUAGUGAAGAAUUGCAUUUGUGAAAUGAACGGGUUCUUAUUUUUGUAUGUGUAAAAUUCAUCCUCAUAGAUUGUAAGAUUAAAUUAUUAGUGAAA
This is a messenger RNA of Macrosteles quadrilineatus (aster leafhopper), 1852 nucleotides long. RefSeq names its product E3 ubiquitin-protein ligase MSL2-like. Lineage: Eukaryota; Metazoa; Arthropoda; Insecta; Hemiptera; Cicadellidae. Gene Ontology annotation, molecular function: ubiquitin protein ligase activity. The transcript has 4 exons. The record is from RefSeq and is a predicted model, not a curated record. Bases 481 to 1743 code for a protein of 420 amino acids. Gene Ontology annotation, cellular component: MSL complex.